This is a messenger RNA of Pogona vitticeps (central bearded dragon), 1643 nucleotides long. Lineage: Eukaryota; Metazoa; Chordata; Lepidosauria; Squamata; Agamidae. The record is from RefSeq and is a predicted model, not a curated record.
GCGGACCGAAGGGCGUUUGGCGGCUGCGCAGUAAGGAGGAGGCGGCAUUGUUGUAAUCAUGUCUCUGGCCGUGGAAGAGCAGGAAGAGGCGAGCGGCGGGACCAAGAUGAGAGCUGUAUCUGUGGAUUUAAAUAUUGACCCUUCAUUACAAAUUGACAUCCCUGAUGCACUCAGCGAAAAAGAUAAGGUGAAGUUCACAGUCCACACUAAGACUACACUGCCAGCUUUUCAGAGCUCAGAAUUUUCUGUUACUAGACAGCAUGAAGAUUUUGAGUGGCUACAUGAUACGUUUACUGAAACAGAAGAGUAUUCAGGACUAAUUAUUCCACCAGCCCCUGCAAAGCCUGACUUUGAUGGCCCUAGAGAGAAGAUGCACAAGCUUGGAGAAGGAGAAACGUCAAUGACAAAAGAGGAAUUUGCCAAAAUGAAGCAAGAGUUGGAAGCGGAGUAUCUUGCUGUCUUCAAGAAGACUGUAUCAGCACAUGAACUCUUCCUUCAAGAAAUUUCUUCUCACCCUGUUCUCAGCCAAGAUCACAACUUCCACAUCUUCCUUGAAUAUGAUCAGGAUUUAAGCGUUCGGAGGAAAAAUACCAAGGAAGUGUUUGGUGGCUUCUUUAAAAUUGUGGCAAAGAGUGCUGAUGAAGUUCUGUUCUCUGGGGUUAAGAAUGCAUUCCUAUGGGAAACCGCUCUUCGCAAGAUGAAGGGGUGGGAUUGCAGGUACUUGAUGAAAAUGUCUGAACUCUUUGAGAAACUCAGGAAAGUAGAGAAUCGUGUUUCUUCUGAUGAAGAUCUGAAACUGUCAGAGUUACUAAGGUAUUAUAUGCACAAUAUAGAAGCAGCAAAGGAUCUCUUGUACAGACGAACACGUGCUCUUGCAGACUAUGAACAUUCAAAUAAAGCUCUGGAUAAAGCUAGAUUGAAAAGCAAAGAUGUCAGGUUGGCAGAAGUACAUCAGCAAGAGUGCUGUCAAAGAUUUGAAAAAAUUUCUGAAUCUGGAAAACAAGAACUGAACAACUUCAAACAGAAACGAAUUGCAACAUUUCGUAAAAAUCUAAUUGAAAUGACUGAACUAGAGAUCAAACAUGCAAAGAACAAUGCUUCUCUUGUGCAAAGCUGCAUUGAUUUGUUAAAGAACAACUGAAGAAUCUUAAUCUGACAUGUGAAGGCAGGGGAAAGUACUCUGCAACAUAUUCAACAAUGUUAUAAAACUCAUUUCUAGCUUGAUUUCCUUAAAAUAAUUUGUUUGGCUGGAUACUUAAGCAGGCACUAAUGACAUAAAUAUCAGAUAUAAAUAUUAUGCUACAUAUCGAUAUGCUUGAAAUGUGACUAGCAUUGUGUGAAUUCUCUCAGGUGAACAAAUAAUUAGAUGUAUUUAUAAACUCUUGUGGCAACUGGCUUCUGGGAAAACUAACAAUGAAAUUGAGUGUGUGUAGCAGAACAUUGGAAAAGCACUAUCUGUCAUUGCAUACUGUAGAUAUACCAUGAUUUCCAACUUCUCAUGGUAUAUAUGUAAUGACUACAGCAAACAUUUCUACUAUUUUCUAAGAAACUCCUUUGGCAUUCCAUUUCAUAGACUUCUAUUGCAAUGUAUUUUGAAUUAUUGUAUUUUCUUGAACAAUACAUAAUAAAGACCUUUAAUCAUG